CCCGCUAACUUCCAUCUAUUAUCCUCAUCACGAAGGCAGCCCACUCACGCGACCUCCCUCUCCCUCGUUUCCUCUCCCAUCUAAUCCGCCGCCAUUAGCAGCGCCAGCCAGCGGGAGAGGAACUGGCUCUGCUCUCCCAUGCAGCCACACCAGCUUCGUCGCCUGGAGGGAGGAGAAGAUGGCGGUGGCGGCUUCGAUCUAUGAUCUGCCUCGAUGCGGGUCUCCUCCAGUGAGUGCCUAUGCGGCGACGGCUACGGCGACAACGAGUGAAGGAGAUGAAGUGGAGGCAACUCGAGGGCCUCCUAGGGGGCCUGGUCCAGUUCUCCCCCGCCGCCUCCUCUGCUCGAUUUGGCCUCCAAAAAAAGGCAGGCGAUGCUCUGAUUCAGCCGUAUACUCAUUUCAUCUCUGAUUUUGAGAGCAAGAUCAAUCUUCUUAAAUUUGCUCACUUCGCAGUAGUAGUUUCACUCCAGUAUUCAGAUAAAGAUGCUGGUAUAAGCUAUCUCGAAGGCAUAAUUUCAAAACUGCGUGAUACCAAGGAAUCACGGGUUGAAGAGCCCAUUCUGUAUUUGAAGAUGCAGAUUGCAAGUUUUCUUCUUGAGAAAGGGAAUCAAAAGGAGUGUAAGAAACUGGUAGACGAGGGUAAAACCACUUUGGAUAGCAUGGGCGAUGUUGAUCCUUCAGUACUUUCGACCUAUUAUUAGUUAUGUUCUCAGUACCAUAAAGUGUGUCAAGACUAUUCUGAAUUUUAUAAAAAUGCUCUUCUAUAUCUUGCAUACA
Messenger RNA from Triticum dicoccoides, 777 nucleotides. Its product is annotated as 26S proteasome non-ATPase regulatory subunit 13 homolog B-like. The record is from RefSeq and is a predicted model, not a curated record. The transcript is spliced from 2 exons. Gene Ontology annotation, cellular component: nucleus; cytosol; proteasome regulatory particle, lid subcomplex. Gene Ontology annotation, biological process: ubiquitin-dependent protein catabolic process. Lineage: Eukaryota; Viridiplantae; Streptophyta; Magnoliopsida; Poales; Poaceae. Gene Ontology annotation, molecular function: structural molecule activity. Bases 240 to 701 code for a protein of 153 amino acids.